This is a messenger RNA of Vicia faba (fava bean), 1500 nucleotides long. The record is from the annotation of a GenBank genome assembly. NCBI's taxonomy places the organism in Eukaryota, Viridiplantae, Streptophyta, Magnoliopsida, Fabales, Fabaceae.
AUGGCAACUUCAGAGCAGCUAGCUCCAGCGAAAACUCCGGCACCCGAUGUUGUUGGUCAUGCCUUUGUUGAUCAGUACUAUCAUAUGUUGCAUGAGAGCCCUCAGCUUGUGCAUAGGUUUUACCAAGAAGUCAGUAAGCUUGGUCGUCCUGAACCAAAUGGUAUAAUGGGCAUCACUACCACAAUGACUGAAAUUGACAAGAAGAUACUAUCAUUGGGUUAUAGUGAACUGACUGCAGAGAUCAUAUCUGUGGAUGCACAAGAGUCCUAUGGUGGGGGAGUCAUUGUCUUGGUGACUGGGUUUAUGACAGGAAAUGAUGACAUUAAGCAGAAAUUUACUCAAUGUUUCUUCCUUGCUCCUCAAGAGAAAGGCUACUUUGUUUUGAAUGAUGUUUUCAGAUGUGUUGAUGAAAAUGAAAUCAAAGAGUCUGAUCAUGCAAUUGGAUCACCUGCUUCUACUGACAAUGUGUCAGAUCCUCCUUUGCUCGAGACACAAGUCCCAGAGCAAAUAUCUGUGACUGUUGAGGAUGGUGUUAGGGAAGAAGCCUACAUUCCCGAAAAUGAGCAAGUGUCUGUUGAAGAAAAGGAAGCUCCUGUUGCUCAGGUUCUUGAUGAAAAUCCUGAUGGAUUGGCUUCCCAAACUGAAGAAGUACCGAAGAAGUCAUAUGCCUCUAUUGUUAAGGUAAUGAAAGAGGGAGCAGUACCAUCCUCCAUUGUGACAGUUGUUUCUGUGAAAUCUGUCCGUAAGAUUCAAGAACAGCAGAGUACCACUGCACCUCCACCAUUCAGCGGGCCAGAAUCAAAUGGUUCUGGUAUAAACACUAAUGAAGGUGGAAACAAUCAAGAAACUGAAGCUGAGGGAUAUUCAAUUUAUGUGAAAGGGCUGCCUGAAAAUGCUACGAUUGCACUUCUCGAGAAUGAGUUCAAGAAGUUUGGCCCUAUUAAAAGUGGUGGUAUCCAAGUUAGGACGCAAAAGGGAUUUUCCUUUGGCUUUGUGGAGUUUGAAGGGGCAAGUGCCGUGCAAAAUGCUCUCGAGGCUUCACCAAUUCUGAUCAAUGGUCGUAACGUUAUUGUCGAGGAAAAGAGAUCAACUAAUCGAGGUUAUAGAGGUCGAUUCUCGUCUGGAAGGGUACCUGGAUUCAGGGGUGAGGUAGCAAGAGGGCGAGGAAACUAUGGAAAUAGCCGAAGUUUUGGCCAUGGAGACUUUAAUGGCCGUGGAGACUAUAAUGGCCAUGGAGACUAUAAUGGCCAUGGAGACUAUAACGGCCAUGGAGACUAUAACGGGCGCAGAGACUAUAACGGGCGCAGAGACUUUAAUGGAAGAGGGGAAUAUGGAUAUAGGAAUGGUAAUCGGGGAGGAUUUUCAAGCCGUGGAGGUGAUGGGUAUCAGGGAAACGAUCAUAUGGGAACCAAUGGUGGCCGUACAAAUCGUACUGGUGGGCCUUCUGUUAACUCGGCUCCCAAACCUACUGCUGCUAAUCGUGUUCCUGCCUCUGCUUGA